Molecule: messenger RNA, 2126 nt
Organism: Stegostoma tigrinum
Lineage: Eukaryota; Metazoa; Chordata; Chondrichthyes; Orectolobiformes; Stegostomatidae
Product: cyclin-O
Exons: 3
Coding region: 568-1665 (365 amino acids)
Biological process (GO): regulation of cyclin-dependent protein serine/threonine kinase activity; mitotic cell cycle phase transition
Cellular component (GO): nucleus; centrosome; cyclin-dependent protein kinase holoenzyme complex
Molecular function (GO): cyclin-dependent protein serine/threonine kinase regulator activity
Source: RefSeq, a predicted model, not a curated record
GACAAAAACUAUUAAUACAACAGAACACAGAUUUCAACAGAUUCGGCCAAACGGACAAUGCAUACUUUAGAGGCGGUUAGAACCCCGUGAUCUUUUGUUUACAAAUAUGUACAGUUAUCGCACCUGGAAUUCAGCGGCUAACAAUUUCUUCGUUUGUUAAACGAAGUGCAGGUCUUUAAACCUUUCUGCUGUUUUGAUAAUAACAAAAACAGUUGGAAUUCCGGCCGUCCAAUUGGGAGCAAGCGGGAACUCUGUUGCUGGGCGGAUCAAGGCGAGGGAUGUUGACCACACAGCCGGUUGCCAGGCAACAGGUGGGCGUGUGCCGUGGGUAUUGCAAGCCCCGAGUCUUAGCCCCACCGGGCAACAAGACAGGGAGAGGGGGAGGGAGAGAACGAUGGGCGGUCAUUUAACCGGGAAAAGCGGCAUCCGGCAGCGCCAGGACAACGUGGGAAAAGUCGUGGCGAAAUUCCAGGAGGAUGGGCCAAGCAGGCGAGGCUGCAGUCGGCGGUAACGCCAGGCCCGGCUCAGAAUGAGGGCUGUGCUGCUCAGUCCCUCAGCUCUGCAGCUAUGGUUGCAAACGCGACGGGCGAAGAAGCUCCGCUGCAAGCGGCGCCGAGCCCCAGCAAAAGAAAACGCUGGGCCGCCGCCGUCAACGAGGAUGUCACUCCCGAAGACAGGGCUGAGGGCGUCCCAGACAGCGCGGGCAUCCGAGCGCCGCUGAAAAGACUCAAGUGCCCGAGGUACCGAAACUGGAGCUCGGGGUCGAGCGGCCGCUGUGCGCUGGAGCCGUCACUUUGUUGCCGCCCUGCGGACGCGGACACUGACAGUCCCGCCCUUCCAACCAGCUACUCCCCUCUCCGGCUGACAGCUCACCUCGAUUUACAGUUUCUCAGGGAAUACGGACAGAAAUGCUACCAUCUUAAUCGGGAAUCUGAGAAGAAAUUUCAUCCUCGGAACUGCCUGGCUCGUCAGCCCCAGAUAACUGCAGAAGACAGAUGUAAACUGGUUAGCUGGCUGAUUGCGGUUCACAAACACUUUAACUUUUCCUUCGAAUCGAUGUGCCUCACUGUCAACAUUAUGGACCGUUUCCUUCAAACGACCCCCGUGGCUUCAGAUUGUUUCCAGCUUGUCGGAGUAACGUCGCUUCUCCUCGCAUGCAAACAAGUUGAAGUUUACCCUCCCAGAAUUAAACAACUCCUUUCUCUCUGCUGUGACGCCUUUACAGGGGACCAGCUCCGGAACCUGGAGUGUAUCAUUCUCAUCAAACUGAACUUCAAGCUGUUAACGCCGAGCGUGGACUUCUUCUUAGAGCAUUUCACCAUCACCAGGAUAGAGCAUCACCACCCGCGCAGCCAGGCUGCCAGCUCUGAACGCCUGGCCAGGCGCCUUAUCGAGCUCAGCUUCGCCGACUACUCUUUCAAUGGAUACCCGCCCUCCCUGCUGGCCAUUUCUGCCCUCAUCCUGGCCGAUCGGAUGUUACAUCCAAGGGAAGGUCCCAGCUUGGAGCUCAGUGGUUACCCACCCUGUUUGCUGGAGGACUGUGUGCAGAGACUGAAGUUGCUGUUAGCUUUGAACGAAGAGUCACUGGCUCCCUUGCAGGGCUUUGAGCCAUCAGACAGAGGCUCAGCUCUGAAUUUUGACCGUGUUCCCAGCUCCUCACAUUGAGGUCACCUCUGUUUCCAUGCAGCAUUGCAUCAACGUUAGACAAAAUCAAACAAAAUUACCAGAAUCGACUACAUGUAGGUGAAGAAAACAACUGGAAAUCAAUGUGGCUGUUAGUUUAUAUUUACAGAAUAGAGUUUUAGUUUAGGUGAAACUUGUGGUAAAGUCAGAUUAUUCACUGCAUGCACAUGGGAGUGAUACAAAUAUGUCAUUAAUACGGGAUAAUAGGGGAGAUAACUGAAGUUUGAAAACUUGAUGAAAACAAUAUUUUUAUUGUGAACAAAUGAAACAUAUCCGACCUCAGCUGUGCAGUUUACUGAGGAAGAAUAGUACUGUAAUCUGUAAAUAGUAUUGUAUGUAUUUCAUAUUUUACAAAGGCACGAUGGAUUUAUGUGACUAAACUAUUUAUUUAGUGUUGUAGCCUGGAUUUCUUUUCCUGUCUAAUAAAUAGCUUUUUAAACAAA